Molecule: messenger RNA, 464 nt
Organism: Coregonus clupeaformis (lake whitefish)
Lineage: Eukaryota; Metazoa; Chordata; Actinopteri; Salmoniformes; Salmonidae
Product: histone H2B-like
Exons: 1
Coding region: 75-449 (124 amino acids)
Cellular component (GO): nucleosome
Molecular function (GO): structural constituent of chromatin; protein heterodimerization activity; DNA binding
Source: RefSeq, a predicted model, not a curated record
UAGCUUCCUCUUCAUAAGACGGGUAAGCGCCCUUCACCCCCUCAUUCGUUUCUGAGAAGCAACGAGACAUCAUCAUGCCCGAGCCAGCAAAGUCAGCGCCCAAGAAGGGCUCCAAGAAAGCCGUCACCAAGACCGCAGGGAAGGGCGGCAAGAAGCGCAGAAAGUCCAGGAAGGAGAGCUACGCCAUCUACGUGUACAAAGUCCUUAAGCAGGUCCACCCCGACAUCGGCAUCUCCUCCAAGGCCAUGGGAAUCAUGAACUCCUUCGUGAACGACAUCUUCGAGCCUAUCGCCGGAGAGUCCUCUCGCCUGGCCCACUACAACAAGCGUUCUACCAUCACCUCCAGGGAGAUCCAGACCGCCGUGCGCCUGCUGCUCCCCGGUGAGCUUGCCAAGCAUGCCGUGUCCGAGGGCACCAAGGCCGUAACCAAGUACACCAGCUCCAAGUAAACAGCGCAUUUGGAC